Messenger RNA from Spinacia oleracea (spinach), 1402 nucleotides. RefSeq names its product putative HVA22-like protein g. The record is from RefSeq and is a predicted model, not a curated record. NCBI's taxonomy places the organism in Eukaryota, Viridiplantae, Streptophyta, Magnoliopsida, Caryophyllales, Amaranthaceae. The coding region runs from base 464 to 1312 and encodes 282 amino acids. The transcript has 6 exons.
UUCCUCCAUUUUCUUUAUUAUUUACUCCGUAUCUUUUUCUUUUCUUCUAAACCCUCCCCUUUUUUAAUUUCUCUCUUUCUCUAUACACAAUAUAUAUUAUCCCUUGGCUUCUAAACUUCAGUUUCCUCCCUUUUCAAGUUUUCUUCCUUUUUUUAACCCCCCAAGAUCAAAACAAAAUCAAGUUUCAUAGCUACAUUCUAUAACUUCUCAUUGAUUUCUCUGUUCAAUGCAAUUGACCACCCCUGUUUUUUUUAUACUAUAAAAAAAUCGUUUAUAAAUUUGUAACUUCUGACUUCUUCAAAUCCGAGUUGUUUCUCAGAACCUUUUAUCAUUUCCCAACAAUUUCCUUUCACAAAUUUUCCCAGUAUAUAAAUCAAUUACCACCUUCAUUCAUUCAUUUGAUUUGCAGAACUGCAGAGAUAGUUUAUGGUUUCGUAACGCGACGCUUAUUCGAUCAACGAAAAUGCUUGGAGAUUUCAUAGGCCGGGGUCUUUUUAUGGUAUUGGGGUACGCGUACCCAGCAUUCGAGUGUUUCAAGACGGUAGAGAGGAACAAAGUUAACAUCGACGAACUACGCUUUUGGUGUCAAUACUGGAUCAUUAUUGCAGUACUUUCAGUUUGUGAAAGGUUUGGUGAUAUAUUCAUAUCAUGGGUUCCGUUUUAUGGGGAGUUGAAGUUGGCUUUUAUUAUCUACCUUUGGUAUCCUAAAACUAAGGGAACAUCGUAUGUGUAUGAGAGCUUACUGAGGCCAUUCGUGUGUAAACAUGAGACAGAUAUCGACAAGAAUCUGCAGGAGUUGAGAUAUAGAGCUUGGGAUGUAGCCAUUUACUACUGGCAAAACUGCACUGACUUGGGAUCAUCAGCUAUUUUCAAUGUCUUUGAAUAUGUAGCCAAUCAGUCUUCCAAGUUUAAGGGCACCAACACUCAGAAAGACGACCAUAAUCAACGACCAACAGGCAGAGGCAGGGCCAGCCCACCACCAUCGCCAUCACACGGGUCCAGCAUAUGGCCCCUUCGACUGCGAAAGUCUAAAUCCGAAUCACCAGCCGCCUCGCCACGACACCCCAACCACCGGGAGGAACACCCAGCUCCAUCAGCACCUCCUCUUCCAGCUGCAUUUCCCAGUUUGUUCAAGUCCGAGGCCCAUAUUUCCAAGUCUAGAGUGGUACAAAUGGAACUAGAUGAGGCCCAAAUUGGAUACAUCCACGUUCAACAAGUCCCAGAAGAAGCCCACUCCAAAAGCUUCACUAAACAAAACUUCAAGCUAAGCCCGACCCGUUUAAAAUUUAGGCGAUCAAAAUCCAUUAAAUGAUCACCCAUACCAAAAAAAAUCACUGUACAUAAACCAAUGUUUUGAUAUUUCCAAUCCAAAAUAUUAUAAAAAUCACAAUUUUUUUGUUGA